Acanthosepion pharaonis is the source of this 459-nucleotide messenger RNA. The record is from the annotation of a GenBank genome assembly. Lineage: Eukaryota; Metazoa; Mollusca; Cephalopoda; Sepiida; Sepiidae.
AUGCCUGGAAAGAUCGAGAGCCCAAAUAGGUAUCUGGGUAGAACUAACCAACCAACCAAUCAUAUGACAGUAUUACGUAAAGAGGAGGAGGCCAACCUCAAUUUAAUAAUUCCUCUUUUGUUUCUCUCUUUCACAAUUUGUCUUAUUUUUUUUUUUCCUCUGGAUUUUCAUUUAUCCUCUGGCCACCAUUUUCUUUAUUUUUACUUCUCCCUUUUUCCUCUUCUCUAUCUCUUUCUUUCCCCUUCUCUCUAUCUCUUUUCUCACUUCUUUAUCUCUUUCUUUCCCCUUCUCUUUAUCUCUUUUCACACUUCUUUAUCUCUUUCUUUCCCUUCUCUCUAUGAAUUUUUUCUCCUUUUAUCUUAUAUUAUCAACCUCGCCUUUAUAUCUCCCCACCCAUUACGAAUUCUGUUCCAUCCCAUAUUUCCCGCGCCAAUUGUAGAAAUGUAUAUUUGGCUCUAA